AUGGUUUCUUAUAGAAGUGAAGUUGUCAGCAUCUGUCGUGCCCUGUUUCGAGCGCGGCGUCAUCAGUACCCUCAUUACAACUUGAGGGAGUACACUAAGCGAAGGACUUUGGAUGGCUUCCGCAUGAACAAGAAGCUCACUGACCAAUCCAAGGUGAAUGAGGCUUAUGCUGAAGCUAAGGCACAACUUGUGGUUUUAGAGAGGUCGGUCAAGCUUUACUCCUUAUAUCCUCCCAAGACCAAGAACAUCAUGGAAUUCUAA
Molecule: messenger RNA, 261 nt
Organism: Camelina sativa (false flax)
Lineage: Eukaryota; Viridiplantae; Streptophyta; Magnoliopsida; Brassicales; Brassicaceae
Source: RefSeq, a predicted model, not a curated record